CCACUUACAGCCUGUGAGAAUUGAUUUCCAUCCACAUAGGAGGAUAUUAAUUGCCAACCUUGUGUCUCUAUGCCCACUUCGCAUCUGUUUUCUUUCGUGUUCCUCCAUCAAUUGUCCUGUUCUUCAAAACAUUUCCCCCUGGUCGACAACGUGCGCCCCGGACCAAUUCUGACUAGAACCUUUCUCUUUUGACGAGGAAAAACAACGACAAAAUGGCGAGUGAGCAGCCUAACCAGAACGAAAAGAUACCCGCUCGGUCGAGCGCAGUUGAAACGACCGAAGAGAAGAAGGCCUUAGACUUGGAAAAGCAUGGCGACAUCGUGGUCGGGUCUUCCAUCCCUACCAUCAUGAGAGAUGGGAUACGUCUGCAUCCCCAGCCGACGAGUGAUCCUCUGGAUCCCUUGAACUGGUCGAAGUGGAAGAAGGGUCGCAUUGUUGCCAUUGUAAUGGGACUGUAUUUCAUGUUCACAUAUGUGACCACCACCACCGUCCCAGCGUUCCUCGAAAUCCAGGAGCUCUACAACAUUACUGAUGAGCAGCUUAACUGGACCGUAGCCAUUCCCGCGCUAGGUCUUGCAGCCGGCCCUCUCCUGUGGUCUUCUCUUGCGGACAUAUUCGGUCGUCGUAUCAUCUUCAUCAUCGGCACCGUCGUGGCCUUGGCUGCCACAAUUGGGGCGGGCCUCGCUCCCAACUACGGCGGAUACAUGGCUGCACGAUUUUUCCAGGGAUUGGGAACAUCACCGGGCGCCACGGUUGGACUCGCGAUCAUCAACGAUAUGUAUUUCGAAUACGAACGCGGCCAGAAGGUCGGGCUGUGGGUGUUGGCCAUCGACAUGGGCCUCCUUGUCGGUCCGCUGAUCGGUGGUUUCGCUGCUAUGGCUGGCCAAGCGUGGGUCCAGUGGCUCACGGCAAUUCUUUUGGGAGUGCUUCUCAUCGCAGAAGUCUUCUUCCUGACCGAGACGCUGUAUCCGCGAAACCAAAUGUUGAUCCAGAUGCCAUACACGGAAACGGGCCCCGAAACGAUCGAGGUAGAUAGCGAAGCCGUGGGGGCCAUGGUGGACAUGGAGAAGAUCGAGAGGAAGAACAGUGUCGCGAACGAGGUCGACCUGAAGAGGACGACGGCAUUGCCGUUCAUCAACAUAACGCCGGUCCCGGGAAUGAAGCACCCCACACCUUGGGACAGCGCGGUCCGAUUCUGUCUCACCUGGAAAUAUCUGCCAGUCACGAUCACCGUCGUCGCGUUCUGCUACGUGUGGUACUGGUGGGUCCUGAGUGUCAUCACCUUCAUCCCGUUCGCGUACCCAGACUACAAGCCGCACAUUCAGGGACUACUUUUCAUCGGGUUGAUCCUCGGAACCUUGGUCGGCGAGAUCUUCUUUUCCGGCACCUUGAGCGACAAGAUAAUUCUGAGGCUCGCAAAGAAGCAAGGUGGUGUUCGAGUUCCGGAGAUGAGGUUGUGGUUGGUGUAUCCUGCCAUCUUGAGCAGCUCCACUGGUCUCAUCCUCUGGGGAGUCUCGAUCGACAGAGGGUAUCACUGGAUGGUCGGCCAGGUUGCCUUCUUCCUGUUCGCCGCUGGCAUUCAAAUCGGCAACACCGUAACGGCGGCGUACAUCGUCGACUGCUAUCCUCUGCAAUCGAUGGCCAUCAUCACGUUCUAUUCCGUCCUCCUUAACUUGAGCGCCUUCAUCAAUCCUUUCUUCAUCGCUCCGUGGAUCGACGCGAGUGGGUACACAUGGACCUUCGCAGCUCAGGGCAUCAUCACUUUCUUUGGCUGCAUCCCACUGUUCGCCGGAGUACAUUUCUUCGGAUCGAAGCUUAGGAGGGCAAGCGGAGCACCAAAUUGGGUUAACCCCGAGUUCGAUUCAAUCCUCUGA
Eremomyces bilateralis CBS 781.70 is the source of this 1874-nucleotide messenger RNA. RefSeq names its product MFS transporter. Gene Ontology annotation, molecular function: transmembrane transporter activity. The transcript is spliced from 3 exons. The record is from RefSeq and is a predicted model, not a curated record. Gene Ontology annotation, biological process: transmembrane transport. The coding region runs from base 213 to 1874 and encodes 553 amino acids. Lineage: Eukaryota; Fungi; Ascomycota; Dothideomycetes; Eremomycetales; Eremomycetaceae.